Parasteatoda tepidariorum (common house spider) is the source of this 1391-nucleotide messenger RNA. RefSeq lists its product as uncharacterized. The record is from RefSeq and is a predicted model, not a curated record. NCBI's taxonomy places the organism in Eukaryota, Metazoa, Arthropoda, Arachnida, Araneae, Theridiidae.
AAGGGUGGCAUUAGAAAUUUCAUGAUACCGAAAUAUCGGAACAUCGAAAAUCAAGUAUAAUUCAAUUUAUCGAAUUUUUUCAAAUUUUAAGUCAAACUAAUAACUUUAUUGUCAAUUUAAGAGUUGUUUAACAUACAUAUACACGCGGAAGCUGUUACUUAAAACAAUGGCAGUAUCACUGAUUUUUCAGUUGAUUUUAGGUUUAGGUAUUUUGCUUCACAACUUUCCUGCUUUAAUACAAUUCUAGAUACAAUAACUUAUUUUUAAUAUUUCUGAUUCUUCCCAACUGUCUGAGUUUUUGAUAACUACAUCCUCAUAGGACUUUUUGAUUCAAGUUUAGAAGAUCUUAGUAAAGCAAACGAGAUGAAAAUAUUUUUGUUUUUGAGCUGUAUAAUUUUAUCUGGAGCUACAAUCAUACCAAAGGCUCAGUUAGCCGCUUUGUUAAGGAUGUUAAUGGGUACUUCGUCGUUGUCUUCUUUUCUUACACUAGGCAACAAUGGUGAUAAGGCUACAAACACUCUGUCUUCAAGGUUUAUAUUGGCGCCCGGUUCAUCAAGAAAGCGUGAAACACGUGCAUUGUUUGAUUGGCUACUUCCCUAUACAGAUUUUGAUAUCAAUAAUCAAACUGGCAGUUACACAAAUGUAUGCAUCUUCUCUAGAAAUCCAUUGGAAUACCAGCCAAAAUGUUUCCGGUGUCCAAAUGCAGCUUAUGAAUCUAUUUUGAAAGCCUGCGAAGGUUCUGAAUCAGCACCAAAUAAGUUUACCUUUACACAGGCACAAUGUAUGGAAGUAAACUGCGGUAUAAAUUAUCCAGUAGAUGGAAAUAUCGCUUCAGUUCGAGUUAGAAGGCAAAUUUCUAGACAAUCUAAACCUCAAAAGAGUGAAGUGAAUUACGUCGAUGGAAAUUCAACCCAAAAUUCAGAAGAAGAGAAAAGUGCAUAUGAAGAGAUAAAUCCACUGGUUUCUAGGAAAGGUUUCCGAUUAAUAAAUUUACAAAAACAAGUUACCCCACCCCCUGCCCAAUACAAUAACUUACCAUUACGGGCAAGCAAUGCUAUUAAAACUCUUUCUGGUACAAAGAUUUUUUUCUUGGUAUCUAAGGAUACGCCAGUUUCAGAGUAAUCUGAUGCUCGCCCUCAUUUUCAUAAGCUUCCGAGAACCAAACACAAUGACUGUUAGAGUUUUGUAUUACUAAUCUUAAUGUAAGUUCAGAAAUAUUAAGUAGUUUCUUAGGAAGAUAUAUAAUAAAACUUGCUAUUUGUAGUUCUUUUACACCUUCUUCUAUGGUGAUCAGAGGGUUAGAUCAAUUUUUCUUCGGUGAUAGUGGUGUAGUUACCCGAAUGUAUGUAAAAUGUUGUUGGAAUGUACGAAAUAAAAUGUAUUUGUAGAAA